This is a messenger RNA of Aspergillus melleus, 1947 nucleotides long. Its product is annotated as putative C6 transcription factor. The transcript is spliced from 4 exons. Gene Ontology annotation, biological process: DNA-templated transcription; regulation of DNA-templated transcription. Bases 1 to 1947 code for a protein of 648 amino acids. NCBI's taxonomy places the organism in Eukaryota, Fungi, Ascomycota, Eurotiomycetes, Eurotiales, Aspergillaceae. Gene Ontology annotation, molecular function: DNA-binding transcription factor activity, RNA polymerase II-specific; DNA binding; zinc ion binding. The record is from RefSeq and is a predicted model, not a curated record.
AUGAAGCGGUCGUCCUCGGACGCCGGCUUAGACUCCGUCGCUCCUGACGGACGGAGUUCUGUCCCGCGAGUAUCGAAGGCGCGAGCCUGUGCCGAUUGCAAACGUCAUAAGAUACGAUGCGAGUUCAAGCCAGGCGAGGCCAGCUGCACCAAAUGCCUACGCAGUGGAAUCAAAUGCGUGGUAAACGACUUUUCGCAAAAGUUCGUUGAUGAUGAUGGCGUGUGGAAAUCUCAAGCGACAGCGACCAUCAACCAGCUCCAAGCCGCCGUCUCUCACCUGCUCCGUCGGUCAGGUCUACAAGAUCUUUCGACUUUCGCAUCGGGAGAUUCCCAAAAUGACCCUAGCCCCGUCGUAUCCCAGCACCCACUUAUCUUCGAUGAACCUCCAGCGCAAAACCAUGCCGAGCAUCACGGGCCCGGUGCGGUGAUGGACGUGGCGCGAGAACCUUCCCAAGAACCCGACCUUCAAAGCCCGGAGCUAGUGCCAGCUCCAAUGCGCAGUCUCUAUGAGGUUACCAAGCUGCGCAAUCUACGAAAUAAUCCCAUCCAGCAGCCCAAACUGACCCUACUGGAAGAGGACUUCAUAUCGCGAGGAUUGAUCUCUCUACAUGAGGCUGAGGAGCUCUUUGCCUAUUUCAGUAGGACAAUGAAUCAGCUCCUUUGGGGAGGCAUAAUCCUAGUUCAUCGCGAUCUGACCUCUGUACGCCGAGCGUCGACCUUGCUCUCCGCGGCCGUCCUUACCGUUGCUGCGCUGCAUAUCCCAAAUCGAACGGAAACGCUGAAUCGCUGCUACAGCGAGUAUGUCUCGCUCGUUUCAAGCAUGUCCCUAACCAGAGCUCAUACCCUUGACGACAUCCGGGGACUCUGCAUCGGGGCUUUUUGGUUAUCCGAGCUAAGCUGGAAGCUGUCUGGCCAUGCAGUGCGCAUCGCUACGGAAUUAGGUCUCCAUCAAAGCCAUCAGAAAAUGAUAAGAGGACAUAGUGAUCAAUAUGAGCGCGCACAACUCUGGUACCUGUUGUAUGUCUGCGAUCACCAUUUCAGUAUCGCAUACGGGCGCCCGCCGGUGAUUCAUGAGGAUGCAGCCAUCAAGAACUACGAGACUUUCCUGCAAUCCCCGACUGUCGUCCCUGGUGAUAUCCGGCUCAUGGCACAGGUGGCCUUGUUCAUGAUCUUGACGGAGGCAUAUCGCAUGUUCGGGAGUGACACGGAGCAAGCUUUGACCGAAGAGGAUUUUGGUCAGUUAAGGGUUUACAACGUUGCGAUCGACCAAUGGAGACUUCUCUGGCAACCACGAUCUGCCGACAGUCCUUAUGUGCGGACAUACCCCUCGAAAGGAGUGGUUCUUCACUACCAUUUUGCCAAGUUUCAGCUGAACUCCCUCUCUCUGAGGGCAUUGUCGCCGUCCAAUACUCCCGUGUUCUCCAUGGACCGCAAAGAAUCCGCAAAUAUCGCCAUUUCAUCUGCCAUGGCGUGUCUGAACAUGGUGCUCGAGGAACAGGACAUUCGAGAUGCCAUCGUCGGCGUUCCUAUUUUCACCCAUACGAUGGUCACCUUCUCAGCGGUAUUCCUUCUCAAGGUGGCCGUGAACUGGAACUCGGCAUAUCUAAGUCUCGACGGUCGGCAAGUGCGUGUGUUGGUGGAGCGGGUGAUCGAAUUGCUCAACUGUGUUUCCGCCGGCGAGAGACACCUCACGCGACACAUUGCGCGGGGACUGGGAAAGAUGUUGGAGCGAUUCGAUUCCUGGGAGACCUCAUGGCAAACAGGGGGUAACUCUGUCGGAGGACCCGUGGAGCGACCGGGGGGCGACGUACCUGGAGGCGCGAAUGCCAUGGCUCAGGGCUUUCCACCUCCCGACCUGAUCUACGACAUGGUGGGCACGUACGGAUUUGGACUGGACGAGAAUCUGCUUGAUCCCAGCAUGGCGAAUUUCGAAUUUUUGGCGCAUUGA